Messenger RNA from Amblyraja radiata (thorny skate), 1813 nucleotides. RefSeq names its product MAPK regulated corepressor interacting protein 1 (gene mcrip1). Lineage: Eukaryota; Metazoa; Chordata; Chondrichthyes; Rajiformes; Rajidae. The coding region runs from base 91 to 387 and encodes 98 amino acids. The record is from RefSeq and is a predicted model, not a curated record. The transcript has 4 exons.
CGGGAGCGCGCACGGUGACGUCGGUGUGGGCGGGGCCGGCGGGAGCGCGCGUCACCGGCGCCGCAUCGGCCCGAGGGAGGGAGCGGCGCGAUGACCAGCUCACCUGCAUCAAGGAUCGUUUAUAAUGGCAAACGAAACAAUGGCCCACGGUCUCCAACGAACACUGCACCGCAGGAGAUUUAUACGCCAGCACAUGAAGAGAAUGUCAGGUUUAUCCAUGAAGCUUGGCAGUGCGUGGAGAGAGAGCUGAGGAGUCAGAUGUCAGGAAAUGAACGAGGACCUGUCCAGUAUGUAGAGAAGAACCCAAACCCAAACCUGAACAAUUUUACACCCAUCGAUCUGAGUGACCUGAGGAAGAGGAGUUUGUCGGAUGCUAAGAAAUCGUAAAGGAUGUCGCUGGCCGCGGUUCAUCGCCCCUUCAGCGUCCAGCAGGAGUUUCCUUUUUGAAGUUUGUUUUCUUUCAUCUUUGACUCGGAGAGGAAUGCGGAACGGGCAACUUCCCCCCCACACCACCGCAGGCCUGCCAGUUCCGUCCAAGGAUGCAAGGAUGCACACAUCCAGCACGCCGGGAAAAAGCUCGAUGGCGGCGUGCAUUUUAACCAAUUUUGUCCAUCUCUCUCUCUCUCUCGUUCUCUAGUUCUUUUGUUCUCUCAUUCUCGUUCCCCCUCUCUCCCCCUCUCUCCCUCCCUCCUUCCCCCAUUUCUGUCAAGAACAAUGCUCCAUUUGACAAGUUAAGGUCACAUUUCAUUGCUGCCUGCGUCACGAACUGCACACGUUGUCCCCGGAUUGUAUGGUGUCCAACACUAGCUUGGCCUCAGCUCUGCUGAACCGUCUGCCUGGAGGUGGUGGGGGUCGGAGGGAAGGAGUCAAUCCAUAGUAAGCUCCAGUAAACUUAACGACUAAGAUUUUGAUUUUGUUUUUUAAAUAAUAAAAUCCCAUCUGCCCAGUUGGGAGUUGGCGACGGCCUUGGCAACUGGUGAAGCCUGCUGUCGGAUUUGGACAGAGCCCGUACUAAUGCAGGGGGGGGUGGGUGGGGGGAGGGGAUAAAUAAAAGCCCAACUGAACUGACGUGAAUGAGAGCAGCGGGCUAUGUGAUAGGACUGCAAAUGUCUUUGUUAUACAGACCACAAGUUGGAGUUUGUGUUCCAGAGGUUAUCUUUCAAAUUAGUCUUAACUUAAAAAAAAAAGUAAUAAUUUUGGAGUGUGGUUGGUUGGUGGAGGUGGGAGGGGGGGGAUGUGGAGAGGAUAACUUGUUUGUGUGCGUGUGUUUGUUUUGUGAAUGUUUUUCGUAUUUCUACACUCCUUCAACACACGGGCACCGACAUUGUCGGGGGCGGCGGCGGGCUGGAAAUGCAGCGCUCCGGCCCCGUUUGAUCAUCAGAAAUUAGCGUGUUCCCCUCGGGCAUUGCCGCUCGGCACCUACACGGGCUGGGUUUGAGCGGGCAUGCUGUGAGCAGGCACCCGACGGGACUGCCUGGAGACAAGCAGCAUCUUAAAACAGUCCGUACACCGCUCUCUGCGCCGCCUUUCCAUCAGAAGAUCCCAAAGUAUUAGUUUCUCUUUUUAAAACCCACUUCAGCUCCCAUCAGGACUCACUAAAAGGUGCGGGCGAGAAAUCGUUUUUUAAUGUUGGCAACCUGUCUAAGUGAAGAACGAUGUUGGAAAGCUGCUGUCUGUACUCCACUCUACCUUGGGACACAUCCGAUUCAAACCCGGAGGGAUGGUGUUUGUCAGAAGAAUUGUACGAUUUAGCAAUCUUCCUGAUGUGUAAGUGAGGGUGGAAUUGUAAAUAAAACAACUUCACUUAUGGGUC